Molecule: messenger RNA, 772 nt
Organism: Salvelinus fontinalis (brook trout)
Lineage: Eukaryota; Metazoa; Chordata; Actinopteri; Salmoniformes; Salmonidae
Product: oligosaccharyltransferase complex subunit ostc
Exons: 4
Coding region: 100-549 (149 amino acids)
Cellular component (GO): oligosaccharyltransferase complex
Source: RefSeq, a predicted model, not a curated record
UUUAUCAACGAACUAGAUUUUCGGUACUUCCUGGACACGUCGACGUACCAGACAGAAACCGGAAAUCUGUUUACCGAAAGAGUACAUUCGUUUUGAAUUAUGGAGACAUUAUACGGUAUACCUUUCGCAGUGUUGGAAUGUCCAAAUAUAAAACUCAAAAAGCCGUCAUGGUUGCACAUGCCCUCUGCUAUGACAGUCUAUGCGAUCGUUAUUGUAUCGUACUUUCUCAUUACUGGAGGCAUCAUCUACGAUGUCAUUGUGGAACCACCUAGUGUGGGUUCAAUGACGGAUGAACAUGGGCACCAGCGGCCAGUUGCGUUUUUGGCAUACAGAGUGAAUGGCCAGUACAUCAUGGAAGGGUUGGCCUCCAGUUUCCUCUUCACUAUGGGAGGCUUGGGCUUCAUAAUCCUGGAUCGCUCCAAUGCCCCAAACAUCCCUAAACUCAACCGCUUCCUCCUGCUGUUCAUUGGUUUUGUAAGCGUCCUGCUCAGCUUCUUCAUGGCCAGGGUAUUCAUGAGAAUGAAACUUCCUGGGUACCUCAUGGGUUAAAGAUGGACACAACAUAUUCCAAAGAUGAAGAAAGAAGGGCAAAGACAAGUAUAACUUGCACAAUCACUGAUUAUGUACUAACGCUUCAAUUGAUUUAAGCCAGCCUAAACAUUCAACACAUUUAAAUUGCAAAUGUAGAAUUGACAGGAACAUCCUUCCCGAGCAAUACGUCUUUGACCAUGUUUCAGUGGUGUAUUAAAGGCCAGUGCUGUCAAAAACGAGA